UGCUCUUUUAUGAGAGGAGAAUAAUCGCAUGAGGCUGAGACGGUGUUGGAGCAAAGGCUUCUUCCCCGCCACCUCGCUUCCUCCCUCUAGAACCGAUUCUGUCACCUCUCCUCGGCAGAGGUUGUCCCAAAUAUUUCGCAGCCUGCCUUCCAAAUCUUACCCUCCGCAUCCACUCCAACGCGUCUAUCAGCCGCCUUCCCGUGUCACCGAGGAUUUCUGCUGCAGUCUUCUCGCUUCCUGCUCCAUUUCUAGAUCCUCGAGGCAUGGAUUAUGCCUCCACAGCUUCAUCAUCAAGCUUGGUUUCCGUGACCAGCUCCCGCUGAGCAACCACCUCCUCGGUUUCUAUUCCAAAUGUUGUGGACUCGACAGUGCACGCAAGUUGUUCGACGAAUUGACCAACAGAGACGUCGUGACUUGGACGAGCAUCAUCGCGGCCUGCACGCGAACCCAGAAGCACCAGGAGGCGCUGGAGUUGUUCAAAUGUAUGCUAGUUAGUGAUCCCUCUGUUGUUCCUAACGAGUUCACGUUCUCAAGCGCCGCCCGCUGCGCCGCCUCACUCAGGUCACUUGACCUCGGAGUGCAGAUCCAUGCGCAGGUUCAACUGCACGGCCUUGCGGCCGAUUCAGUGGUUGGAAGUGCUCUCUUGGACUGCUAUGCAAAAUGUGGGAGGCUGGAGGAAGCAUUGACGAUUUUCUCGUCCACAGAGUACAAGGAUGUCGUCUCCUUGACCGCCAUGAUCUCAGCUCUCGUCGAAGCUGAGGAUUGGACCAAGGCAAUCCAGUUGUACUCGCUCAUGAUCGAGAGUGGCAUUACGCCAACAGCAUUUACCAUCGCCAAGCUUCUCACGUCCUGCGGGCGCUUCUUUGGCCUCCGCGGCGGAAGGAUGCUCCAUGCUCACGUGAUCCGUUUGGGGGUCGAGCUCAAUCUGGUGCUGAAGACGGCGCUGGUUGACAUGUAUUGGAAAUGUCAGUGGCCGCGCUAUGCCAUAAAAGUGUUCCGGCAGACACCGGACUCUGAUGUCAUGCUCUGGACGGCGAUGAUCACCGGAUACUCCCAAGCAGGAUACUACCAAGAGGCCAUCGCGAUGUUCCAAGAGAUGAAGAAGGGAGGGGCGGAGCCGAAUGCCUUCACCUAUGCCGCAGUCAUCAGCACCUGUUCCUCUGUCCCUUCGCCAGAAUUAGGGAAGCAGAUACACUGCCAGGCGGUGAAGGCUGGAUUGGUACCCGAUGUAUCGGUCGGCAAUUCACUGGUUGACUUGUACGCCAAACACUCCACGGAUCGGGAUGCACCUAUGCGUGCCUUCAGAGCAAUCGCCACUCCUAACGUCGUCUCUUGGACUGCUCUCAUAGCGGGGCUUGCUCGACUCGGAGCUGAACACCUGGCGUGCGCAGCUUUAUUGGAGAUGCAACUCGCGGGAAUCGAACCCAAUUCUUACACUUUGUCUACUAUGCUCCGCAGUUUCAAUUCUCCAGAAGCUCUGUCUCACGCACGGAAGCUUCACGCUUACAUCAUCAAGACCAUGGUGAACUCAUCGGACUUGGUCACCGGGAAUGCUCUAGUCGACUUCUACGCGAGAUGUGGGAGGGUGAACGAGGCAUGGACCGUAGCGCACAGGAUGAUGCCUCGCAGAGACGUGCUAACGUAUACCAGCUUGGCAAAAGGGAUCAACCAGACGGGCCACUACCGGAGGGCGCUCGACCUGAUCGCGCCCAUGCACGAGCAGGACGUGAAGAUCGAUGGUUUCAUCCUUGCUUGCUUCCUAUCAUCUGUUGCAGGGUUGUCAGCGAGGCAAUUCGGCGAGCAGCUUCACGGCUUCUCACUUAAGUCCGGACUGCUGAGCGUAGUUUCGGUCUCCAAUGGCCUUAUCGACGUGUAUGGUAAAUGCGGGGGCGUAGACGAAGCGCGCAGGGUCUUCACAACGAUGAAGGAGCCAAAUGUAGUAUCGUGGAACGGAUUAAUUUCCGGCCUAACGUCGAACGGCCAGUUCGCCGCAGCUCUGUCAGCGUUUGAGGACAUGCGGCUGGUGAGUGCGCGUCCUGACGAGGUCACCUUCUUGCUGGUCUUGCAAGCAUGCAGCCACAGUGGGCUGGUCGACUCAGGCGUCGACUUUUUCAACUCCAUGCACGAGCACGACGUAGUGCCGCGGCGAGAGCACUACGUUUGCUUGGUGGACAUGCUGGGGCGAGCGGGGAGGCUUGAGGCUGCGGCAUGUACCAUAGAAACGAUGCCAUUGAAACCGGAUGUCUCAAUCUACAAGACUUUGUUGGCUUCCUGCAGGCGUCAUCGGAACCUGGUUCUUGGAGAGUGCACGGCGAGGAAGGCGAUGGAGAUCGAUCAGUCAGAUCCGACUAUCUACGCGCUGCUCGCGGGAUUGUAUGACGACGCAGGGAAAGUGGAAUGGGGUGAGCAGACUCGGAGGAUGAUGAGGGAGAUCAUACCAAAGAGGGAGGCUCGAAUCUGAUCGAACUGGUAGCCCACAAUUGAUGCUGCAUAUGAGCGCACCAUGCAGGAACAGCUAGGAAGUUUUGUUUUAAUGAGUCAAUCGACAUGUAUUAUGUCGAAAAAUCAAAAUCUCUCUUGUUUUUCCCCUCUGCAAUAGUUAGAUCACAAAAAUUGUCAGCCUACCUGCAUCUGCAGAGUAGUGAAUCCACCAUAUGUAUUAUCUUGGGAUCUUUUCAGAAUUUUGUGUUGGUCCAGACGGAUUGGCAGGACACUAA
Messenger RNA from Zingiber officinale, 2717 nucleotides. Its product is annotated as pentatricopeptide repeat-containing protein At5g52850, chloroplastic-like. The coding region runs from base 29 to 2461 and encodes 810 amino acids. Gene Ontology annotation, biological process: RNA modification. The transcript has a single exon. The record is from RefSeq and is a predicted model, not a curated record. Gene Ontology annotation, molecular function: protein binding; RNA binding. NCBI's taxonomy places the organism in Eukaryota, Viridiplantae, Streptophyta, Magnoliopsida, Zingiberales, Zingiberaceae.